GGCGCGGCGCCGGCGUCCCGCGCGGAGCUGCCGAUCGCGACGCGCGCCAGUUUCGCCCUGGCGCCUGCGAAGGCCAAGGGGAAGGCGCACAUCGUCGUCGUGGGCCCCGGCGCCGGAACGGCGCAGAAUGGGAAGGUCAACACCCGAUGUUCAUGGACCUCGAGCACGACCUGCGCCUCAAGGUCGAGAUCGUCGGAAGGUCGCACGCGGCGUACGACUGCUACCCGGAGGGCUGGCCGCAGGGCCGCCGCGGGCCGAACCUGCAGAGCUUCGCGGCCAGCGAGCUGCUGGCCACCGGCGCGGCCUCGCGCAGCGGCUGCUUGGUGGUGGGCUCCCGGGGCGGCCAG
Prorocentrum cordatum is the source of this 347-nucleotide messenger RNA. NCBI's taxonomy places the organism in Eukaryota, Dinophyceae, Prorocentrales, Prorocentraceae. The record is from the annotation of a GenBank genome assembly.